AUGAGAUACUCAAAAGCCAAUAUCGUUCUGCUAGUGCUGGCUUUGACUGCUAGUGCAGGCGAUGCUGCAGCAAACCGCAAGAACGUUCUAUUCUUUGCCAUCGACGAUCUUCGUCCUGAAUUAGGUUGUUACGGAUCCAAACAGGCCAUCUCUCCACACAUCGAUGCUCUGGCAAGCAAAUCGAUGCUUUUCGAACGAGCAUACUGCCAAGUCGCUGUUUGUUCACCAUCAAGAACGUCUCUUCUUACUGGUCAUCGGCCUGACACCAAUCAUGUGUGGCUUAUAAAUGCUCAAGAGUAUUGGAGACUGUUUACCAACGCUACUACAAUACCUCAAUACUUCAAAGAGAAUGGGUAUGUUUCGAUUGGAAUGGGCAAAGUGUUUCAUCCUGGAGCUGCUAACGGUAACGACGAUUCCAAAUAUUCUUGGAGUCCUGAGGGUUUGCCGUACUAUCACUCUCCAGUAGAAAAGAAGUACGGACCAGGCAACAAGACAAGUCUGUGGUGGGCAUUUGAUGGGUUUGAAGACAACCAAUUGCCAGAUGGGCAGAUAUGUGAUCAUGCCACUAGUGUAUUACAACAACUCAGAAAGAACAAAACGAAAGGAGACGACCGACCGUUCUUUCUUGCUGUUGGAUUUCACAAACCACACGUUCCACAGUAUGCUCCAAAGAAAUACUUCGACAUGUAUCCUCCUAUUGAUCAGAUUCUUCUGGCAGAAAAUCCUAAGAUUCCAGUUGGAAUGCCCGAUAUUGCUUAUGAGACGUGGAGCACUCCUCGUGAAUUUAACAACACAAAGAUGUAUUUUGAAGGAAAGAAUUGUACCAAGACACCACAGAAAGCGUACUCUGCAGAGUGUCAGUUUCCAGAUAAUGCCGCUCGGGAAUUCCGACGUGCCUAUUAUGCCUCAAUGACGUACACCGACUUCCAAGUGGGCAAAGUUAUGUCCGAAUUAGAAAAACAAGGAUUUGCAGAAGACACUAUAGUUGUGUUGUGGGGCGAUCAUGGAUGGCAACUGGGGGAACACAGCGAGUGGGCAAAGUUUACAAAUUUUGAAGAUGCAACGAGAGUUCCUUUCUUGCUUCAUGUUCCUGGAGUGACAGACAAAGGCUUGCAUUCGGCUUCUCUUGUGGAACUGAUAGACAUUUUUCCAACGUUAGUAGAUCUGACUGGCCUUCCUAUGCCACCAGUGUGCCCUGAGGGAAAAAAGCAACCAUUGACUUGUGUUGAGGGAUCCAGUGUAGUUCCUAUUCUAACAGACCCAACCGUUUCUGUAAAGAACGCCAGCUUUUCCCAGUAUGCACGUCCGAAUUCUGGAUUUUUUAAAUUACCUGGUCUCAAUCCCAAAAACGGCAGUGAGCAGGUGAUGGGCUACACCAUAAGAUCAGAUCAGUAUCGUUACACAGAAUGGGUGUAUUUUAAUCACACUACUGCAACUGCAUAUUGGGAUGAUCCUCGCGGUCUGAUGGGCGUUGAAUUGUAUGAUCACAGACAGCCCACGGUUAACUUCAACGAUGAGAACGUUAACAUGGCUCACGACGAUUCUAUGAAAUCGGUCAUGGAAGAGUUGUCUUAUGCAUUGAGAGCCGGUUGGAGAGCAGCAAAGGCAAUGAGGGAUUAGUGGAAGGUGCCAUGAGAUACGGAUAGCUUGUAUUGGUUUUGUGGGUGAUUGAUGUAAAUGUGAUUGUUAUGAUGUUUUUGUAUGUUUUGGGUUUGAGGGUUAUUCCUUUGUGAACAUUGUGGGCGCAAUGGUUAGAGGGGUGGGUCGGUGCUCGAUUUGUAAAGCUUGAAUGUUUGCUCAUGCUGAGAAAUUUAGCACAUUGUCUAUUCUUUAACCACCUUAGG
Molecule: messenger RNA, 1844 nt
Organism: Corticium candelabrum
Lineage: Eukaryota; Metazoa; Porifera; Homoscleromorpha; Homosclerophorida; Plakinidae
Product: iduronate 2-sulfatase-like
Exons: 12
Coding region: 1-1620 (539 amino acids)
Cellular component (GO): cytoplasm
Molecular function (GO): iduronate-2-sulfatase activity
Source: RefSeq, a predicted model, not a curated record